AUGGUUCGGGAGCGUGCGGCAGAGCAAGCACCUGCGAGCGGCCAGCAAGGAGGAAACGGUGAAGGAGGAGCUGUGGACGAGGCUCCAAGUGCUGUGGGCGUUGGUGGAGGAGCUUUUGCACGGACCAUUGACACGGGAAUGAUCGGGGCGAGCUACGGUCAAUUCAAGUUUGGAGUUGAACAUAUCUCCACCCAGUUAGCCCAACUCAGGAAGGGAGAUGAUGAGACGGCGGAAUCCUACUGCAAUAGGGCCCGCACCAUCCGAGCGGAGCUGCUGACCAUUGGACAGGAGGUCCAUAUGGCCACGUUUGCCGCCCACGUGCUAAAGGGCCUUCCACCGGAGUACGGAUUUCUUCGCCGCAAGCUCGAUAUUUCCAGCCCGGACAUGACGGUGGAACGCAUGUGCAGCGAGGUGUUAAUGGAGGAGCAGACUCUAUCCAUCGAACAGAGUUACAAGCAGAUCACCAGCGAUGCAUCUGCUUUCUCGGGCGCUGUCAACACCAUCGUGGCUACAACGGGGGUCAACGGGAAGGAAGUAAAAGGGGGAAGGGAGCAUACGGACAAGAAGAAGGAUGGCAAGCAGGAGAAGAAGCGAGCCCCCUUCAAGGGGCGCUGCUACAACUGCAAUGAGGAGGGGCACAUGGCUGCCAAGUGCCCCAACAAGAAGAAAGAUACAACGCCCGUGGCAGCCGCUAACAUUGCUGAAGGAGACGGGAAGGGCAUGGCACUCACCGUCGCAUGUUCGGCUGCAAAGUUGCUGGCCGACGACAAGGACUUGAGGUUCAUUGACUCAGGAUGCUCCCAACACAUGACCGGCCGCAAGGAGUGGUUCACGGUGAUCCGUGACCCAUCUGCAACAAAAUCAGUCAAAGGGUUCGAUGGUUCUAUGCAGGAAGUUGCCGGUGUUGCUCUUAGACAAGGGAGCAAAGCUACAAACCGAGGAAGGUGUCACUCGCAUCAUCGCAUCAAGAGGUCAAGUGGCUGCAACGGCACGAUUCCGCCAUCGCCUUCACUGCCUUGA
Messenger RNA from Closterium sp. NIES-65, 1020 nucleotides. The record is from the annotation of a GenBank genome assembly. Lineage: Eukaryota; Viridiplantae; Streptophyta; Zygnematophyceae; Desmidiales; Closteriaceae.